Didymodactylos carnosus is the source of this 9561-nucleotide messenger RNA. The record is from the annotation of a GenBank genome assembly. Lineage: Eukaryota; Metazoa; Rotifera; Eurotatoria; Philodinida; Philodinidae.
AUGACAUUUUCAGGAUAUCUCGGUCAUGUUGCUUUUGGUCCACCACGGUUGCUUCAUAGUGAUAAUGGAAAGAAGUUUAUUGCAAGAGUUACAAUUGAAUUAAAACAAUUGUUUCUUUCAUGGUCACAUACAGAUGUUCUAGCUUCUCAGCUAAUCACUCCUUCUCGAGAUUGUGAUUAUUCUUUAAUUCAAGCUCCUUCUAAUACAUCUAAUAUAUCAGUGGAUGCAAAUAAUACAUUACCAAUUUUUUCAACCCUUCGGAACUGUAUUCAACACUGGUCGGUUAUACAGAAUCCGAAAAACUGUUCUGUACCCAUUUUACAAUCGACCAUUGAGAAACUUACGCCAGGUGAUUUUCUUUCUCUCUAUAUUCAUGCCCAAAACGCUGCAAUUUUAAUUGAAAUCGAUGAAAAUCUUCCCAACCAACCAUUGAUUUCAUCUUGGCAAGUGUUAUUACCUACAGAAACCAUAACAUCGUCGCUAGAACCGCAUCUUUCUUGCUUUCCUGUGCCGAUAUUUCGAUUAUCCAAUCGAUCUCAACUGUUAUCUCGAGUCCAUGGUGAAUUAUUGGUCGAUUUUAUGAGCAAUACAAUUGAAUAUUCCAAAUCUUACAAAGCAUCUUACCCAUUCAAUGAAACGCGUGAGGUGCCCAUAUCACAUUAUGUAUGUCAAUGGUGGAUCACACAAUUUCAAGGGAUUCAAAUUGACAAUUCAGUCAAUACAUCCGUUGCAUUUAAGAAAAAACAUCGUGAUCAAAUCAGAUAUAAAAGUACGACGUUUCCUUUUCGACGUUCUGGUUUAUGGAUGACUAUUAAAGUUGUUUUUCAUACUAUUCUAACAAAACGUUUAGGAACAAUUGGUACUAUCGUUUAUAAAUUACUUAUUACAAACUUUCUGACUUAUUUUAUUUCUACGGUACAAACAUCGAUGGGUUCUCGAUUAUCUACUCAUCUGCUAAUCCAUUGUCUUCGAAAAAUUGCACGAAGAUUAAAUAAAAUUGAAGGUUUAUUAUCAUCUAUUGAUUCGAAUGAUAUGAAUCAAUGGAUACAAACUGUAACAGAAAAAAUAAAAAAACAAAUUGAUCGCAUUGCUCCCAAUUCGAAUUGGCAAAAAUGCAUCCGGAAAAAUCAGAAAGGAAACUUAUCAAAAAUUCAAUUAAAUGUAAAUCUUCCAGAAACCUACCAGCAUCCGUGUACACUAUUAAAAGCAUAUCUUGCUAAAAAUUAUUCCAAUACAUUAGUUAAACAAUCCUCUUAUAGCUAUAAUUAUGAUUCUCGGGCAUCGAGUAGUGCCGAUUGUAAAGACGAUACAUUACCUACCGUUUCAUCCAUAAUCAAUCAUGAUGAUGAUGUCAUUGGAAUAGCGUUAACACGUAUCGAAAUCUGGGUACAGUCCUGUUUAAACGAAUGGCUCAAUCACUCAUUAUUAUCUAAAAAAGGAUACAAAUGUUUUGAAAAUUUACAAUCUUUUUAUGAAGAUUAUCAACAUACAGCUUUGAAAUUUUAUUAUUCCGAAAAUAAAUCGACAGAUCCGAUUGGCUACAGUCGAUUUAUUCUAACGUCAUUAACAAUAAUUCGUUUAAUGCAUGAAAAAUUAUGUGAAGAUAAUAGAUUCGAACGAUUGAAAUUUCAUGCUGUCCGAAUUCCUCAUCUUCUUGAUUUAUUCGAAUUUUUAGUUUUACCCAAUCGAGACGAUAUGAUUCGAGCUCGAGAUUUAUAUGAUUAUUUUCGAAAAUUCAACGAUAAAUCAUACCCCGAUCUUUUAAGUAAUAUCGAGGCGAAAAAUGCUUUUGGUAUUUAUUUUGCUGAUCAAUCAUCAGAAAUGAAUGAAACUUUGAAAGAAAUUCAAGAUCAAGUUGAACAAGAUAAAAGAGACAAAAUCGAAGAAGUGAAUAAUGCAAAAGAAGAAUAUGAACAACUCAUGAAAAAAGCCCAUGAACUUAUGUGUGAAUGUACAUUAAAUCUUUAUUUCCCAAAAUGUAAGCGAUGUACUAUUAUAAAAGACGCAGAUAAUCUUAAAGUCCAUAUUUAUGAAUGUCCAAUACCACCCAAUCGAGAAAGUGCUUUAGCUGUUAUAUUUGAAUUACAGAUGCCUGAUGAAUUUAGAUGUUAUAGAGAUAUUCUUUGGCAAUUUGUUAGCCGUCCUAAUCCAAACACAUCGAAUCAUAUGUGUGAAUGGCUGAGUGCUAGUCCUCAUAACACUAAGCUAAGACGGUUCAAUAAGAGUUCGAAUAACUGUAAAGUGAAAUUGGUAUCUUCGACUAAAUCAAUAUCACAAAGUCAUUAUUCCGCUCCACGACAGGUCAUGUCAACACCUUUGGGUGAUUUUUUCUACGAAAACAGUCUGCAAGUUCAAAUCUCUCCAACAAAAACAAUGGAAUUCAAAGACGAAUGUCGGACGUUAACACCGGAGUUAACUGAUCCAGAUUACAAAGAUUUACAAUUUUCUAUCGCGACUACGCAAUGUGUACAAAAUCGAGUAAUUGCUGAACAAUCAAAAUGUUCCCUACGACUGAAAUUAACACAAUUCAUUGAGUUCGGUUCAUUUCGUUCUGGUCAUCGUUUACAAUGGUGGAAUCUUUUAAGUAUUCUUGAAUUAGAUUCCUUAUCGAUGGAUGAUGAAAGUGUUGCAAUACUUAUUACACAUGCACUCUUGCAAUAUGGUCCAAUGGCAACCGAUCGAGAAGCAUUCAUUUGUGCUUGGUGUCCAGACGCACAUCAACAGUUAUUAGAAGAUCAUUUUGUUGAUGAAUUAAUUACGAGAUUAGAUCGACAUUUACAAGAUUGUGAAUGUAAUUGGCAGAAUGAAAUGAUGUUAGUAAUUAUAACAGUAAUUGUUAUGAGAGUAUUUACCAUUUGUAAUUCAACAAGAAAAAGUCAACUGACAAAUCUUGUAUUAAAAUGUCGUAACAUAGGUGAAAAAUGGAUUCGACUUAUUUCAGAAAGUAUACAAAAUUCGUCUUCAUCUACUACUGAUAAAAUGGAUGAUUAUCGUGAUAAAAUUGCUAUUAUUGGUGUUGCAUGUAUACUAACAUUUUCAAUAUAUACAGAUUGUAGCAAUUCUGUAUUGUUAUCGGAUGAAAACGUCAUUUUCUUAUUGACAAUGGUCACAACAGUUAAUGAUAAUAUUAUUUUAAAUAAGAGAAAAACAGAAAUUAGUCUAUUUAUGAGAAAUUUAAUGCGUUUUAGUGAACGUGUAUUGGUAUCGAUACAUCCAAUUCUAUAUAAACUUCUUCAGAAAAAUUCCUAUAAAAGUUUAAAUGAAUUUACUGCUAUCUAUUGGGCAGUUAUUCGAAGUAAGGGUAUGAUGGAUGGAAAAUGGAAGAAAAGAAACAAUGAUAUGUAUAAUGGUUGGUAUGAUGGUGAAUAUAAUUCCAAUAAGGUAUCGAUUGAUUGUCUUAGAGGAAAAUUUUUGGUCAAUAAAAUGAGCGUUGGCUAUUUACCAACUAGAAUAACUUCAGAUGAAUUAUUUCUUCGUGUAUUUGGUCAACAUAUUUUUGAAGUUCAAACCGCCGAAUUUGAAGAUAGUUAUAUUACAAAACAUGGAUAUCAUGUUGGUGGAAAAGUUCACUAUGAAUUUAAUUAUAGCUAUUAUCGAGACCCUCAUUUGACAAUCUAUGAACGGCAUACUGAAACAAACGAUAAGUUUGAAUUAAUUCCUCCAAGGUGUUUUAAAACAGAACUACCCGACAUUUUGACUUCUAACUACAGUCAUUGGUGGAAUGAAAUCGAAAAAACUGUAGAAUUUCGACCGAUUUAUUUUCAAGAUUCUAAUUUUUUAAGUGAUAAACAUUACAUAUUAGCACUUAAAACAGGAUAUAUUAUGACGUAUAAUAAUGAAAACAGACAAUAUUUGAUUAAUCGAUCAUCAGAAUUCUUUCAGAAAUUGUUUAAACAUUAUUUCAUUCGUCUGGACAAUGAGCCCUACGUAUAUAUGCUUAGAGUGGAUGAUAUUAUUCAUAUUCAUCUAUCUCGAUUAGGCAUUGCUUUUAAAUACAACACUCAUGAUAAUUUAAUGACUUCUCGUGAAUAUUCAGAUAUGUAUAUCGAUGAAGAUCAAUGGUUUGGGACAUUGACGGGUUUGAAAUCAGGUGUUCUUCUUUCACCAAUGGCUGUAAUCAAUCAAAGAAAUAUACAUCUGUCGAAAACUAAUAUACUCUGUCGUAAACUAAUUGUUCCUUUUGGGCAAAUUCAAGCAAUUAGACAAUCCGACAAUGAUCAUCAAGUCGUGACUAUAGAACGGGAAACAAUAUCGACAUCCUAUCUUUAUCACUACUUUGUUUUUAUUUUGAAUGAUCGUUUACGUAUUCUUCAACCGACUGAUAGUCCAGCAGGAUGGCUCUAUUUAGCAUUAUUACAUGCAAUGACGUCUCAUUCUCUGCCAGAUGAAUAUACAGGAAUGACUGGAAUGGAACGUUGUUUCCAGCUGUUGAAUUCAGCUGGUUGCUGGUCUGAUCAACCUUUUGAUUCAGUUUCUCGAAAUAUUCUUCUUCAAAUUGCGACUAUUUCACCAAAAGUAAAUUAUUAUCCAGAACAUCUUACCUGUGCAGAAAACAUUGAAUGGAACUCUAAUAGUUUACCUUAUUCAUUACAACAUUUCGGUUAUCAUUUGAUAGCAAAAAAAUUAAUAGAAACAAGUGAAGAAUGGAAUUUCAUGCAUCCAUCGUCUACGUCCAAUAACGAAAUACAAAAACUGUUUGCAAGCAAAAAGUACAAUGAAAACUUAUUGACAAAACUCUAUUGGGACUAUCGGGAUUCGUACAAUUCUACAGCUAGAUUAUCUACACAGAUGGAAGCAGAAAUCCGUUGCACAAACUCAACAAAAUCAUACCAACCAGUUUGGGAAAGUUGUUCACAUUCAACAAACUACAGUUCGCUUCAUCUUGUAGACCACUUAUAUAAUAGUGGAGAUGUGAAACUUAAAGAUAGCUCCGAACUCACAUGUUUUCCUCUGUCUCGAUGGCUUACGAAUGAAUAUGAGUUGAAAAAUAUCUGGAUUGGUUUAUUCAAAGUCGCUGAGCGAUUGAAGACAAUCGAAGUUGAUAAUCAAAAAGAUGAAAUAGAACGAUUUGAAAUGUUACUAGAUUUUCUGCAUUAUAUAUCCGAUAAAUGUAAUAGUCAACCGUUUUAUUUGCAAAUGCUGAAAUCUAUAUUAAAAACAUCACCUGUAUUACUGAGAUCCGUCUCGUAUCCUUCAUUCAGUCAAUAUGAAAAUAUUCAGGAAAUUUCAUUUGUAUCCCAUCGUAUCAAAUUUUCAGGAAAUCUCGGUUCUUAUAAGCGAGCUGUAGCUUUACGAGAAAUCGAAGAUUGCUUUGUUAAAAAUUGUCCCUAUAAAAAUGACAAUCUCCCGCUGGUCAACCAGAUAAACAACCAUACUUAUAAAAUAAAUUCGUUACUAAAAUCUUGGCGAUCGAAUGGUGAACUUCGUUCUUUUGUACAAAAUAUUCAGAAUCAUCUUCGUUCUGUCAUAAUGAUUCCAUUAAAUACCAAAGUGUCUGUUCGUUCCCAACAAUUUAUCGUCGAAUUAUUUCAAAACCAUUAUCAAAUUCGUCUUAAUUCGACAGAUAAACUCAUCAAUCAAAAGUUGUUGGAGAAUGCACAACAAAAAUUUCUGCAUCCUCAUUCGAAUUAUUUUAUCAAACCAACAAUAUGCGUUCAAAUUACAAAUGAGCAGAAACCAUUUCCAGAGCAAAUUUUUCCAUCUACUGAUUCUCAAGUCAAUCCUCUCAGUGAUAUUGCCAAUCAUUUCAAGGAACACUUAACUGAAAGUUGGAAGAUGCUUAAUUUGACCGAAGAAUAUCAUAAAGAGUAUCCGUCUGUAGAGGAGAUCAACAAGUUUCUCGAUUGUUUUCGCCAAGAAUCUAAACAAUUUUGGGAUGAAUUAGUAAAGUCCAUUACAAUGACAAAUGAAUUGUUAUUCAAUGUAGGUUUAAUAUUACGAAUCUUACCAACAAUUUUGAUAUCUGUCUUACAACAAAUAUGGUUAAGCGAUACUGAAUCGAAUAGCUCACCAUUAAUAAACGCAAUGAAUGAUGUGAAUUUGCCAUUAUUGUUUUUGACAUCUGAACAACGUAUAUUACUCGGUGGAAUCAUGGUCAAUUGGAUUGUAGAACAGCAACUCGAAAGAGCUUUACAUUUUGUCAAUCAAAACAAAUGGGAAGAUUUUGAAAAAGAAAUAUCAAAUAUACCUCAUGCCAAUUGGACACCAUCAAUGCAUGUUCCAUGGCUAAUACUAGAACUGGAAAUGAAUAUUACCAUUCGAGAAAUACAAAUUGAAGUAACACGUCAUAUGAUAAAACCAAUAAUUAACGAAAACAAUUCUUCAAUACCCAAUAUCGUCAUGCAAAUGAAUAUGGGUGAAGGCAAAACUUCGAUAAUUUUACCAAUGUUAGCUCUUAGUUUAUGUUCAUCAUCUUCGAGUUUAGUUCGUAUCAUUGUGCUAAAAUCAUUAUUUCCAAUGAAUUAUCAAUCACUACGAUACAAAUUAGGUGGUUUGCUAAAUCGACGUGUACUGCCAUUUGCUUGUCGUCGUGAUAUGAAUUUUAGUGAUAUACAAGUGGAGAAAAUUUUUAAUCGUCUCCAACAAGGAUUAAAGAACUGCGACGUUGUAUUAAUUUCACCUGAGGAUAUUUUAUCAUUUGAUUUGCUCACAAUAGACAAAUGUCGACAAAAGCAAUUCGAUGCUGGUCGUUCAAUGUUAUCUAUUCAACGUUGGAUGAAAACAUUUGCUCGAGAUAUUUUGGAUGAAUCCGAUGAGAUUUUACAUGUUAAAUAUCAAUUAAUUUAUUCCAUUGGUCGUCCACAACAAGUUGAUGGAGGUUUAGAACGUUGGGAAACCAUUCAAUUGGUAAUGAACUUAGUCAUGCAAAACGCAGCAUACAUUGCACAACAAUAUACCGAUGAUAUUUUCUACAAAGCAUCAGAACAUCAAAGUAGUUUUCCGGAGUUUCGUUUGCUUAAUCGUCGACCAUUUCCGGAAUUAUGUCUUAGAAUAGCAAUUGAGUGGCUUAAUCAAAAACAUUAUCAUCAAAUAGAUCACGAGUCGAUCUUAUCAUUCAUUUUGGAUACGAACUCAACGAUCGAUCCUCUCAUCGAUCGAUUUCCUCACAGUACAAUUCAGUUAUUUCUUAUUAUGCGUGGUCUUUUAUCAUCUGAAGGAUUAUUCGUUGCUUUAAAAAAGCGCUAUCGUGUCAAUUUCGGUGUGAAUCCAAAUCCAAAAUUCGAUCGUUUAAUGGCCGUACCAUUUCGUGCCAAAGAUGUUGCAGCUGAGAAUACAGAAUUCGGACAUCCAGAUGUAGCCAUUGUCUUAACACAAAUUUCAUAUUAUUAUAAUGGUUUGAAUGAUUCACAAAUGCUUCAAUGUUUUGAUCGCUUAAGUCAAAACGAAAGCGAUCCUGAAAUAACUUAUGAAGAAUGGAUAUCACUUGAAGAGGAAAACGAUACGAUUUCAAAUAUAAAAGAAUGGAAAAGAGUCAAUCUGAAAGAUUAUCAACAGCGAACUCAACAACUCUUUCCGACUCUACGAUAUAAUAUGUUAGUUAUAAAUUAUUUUCUCAAUCAUUUUGUUUUUCCUCAAGAAGCAAGACAAUAUCCGAAUAAACUAGUUUCUUCUGCUUGGGAUUUGUCUUCAUCUUCACGAUCGAAAAUAAUCACUGGAUUCAGUGGUACAAAUGACACCCAACUACUAUUGCCUGUUCAUAUUCGUCAGUGCGAUUUGCCAGGACUUCAGAAAACUGAUGCUAUUGUUCUCAAUAAUUUACUUCAAACGAAAAACGAUCAUUAUCAAUAUUUAUCUAUUAGUACGAGUUCUGAUGAAAUCUUGAAUCGAAUUGUUAAAGACAAACCAAUUAUACAGGUCAUUCUGGAUGUCGGUGCAUUGUUUGUCGAUGGAACAAAUCGUCAGAUAGCUACUAAUUGGUUGAAUCUGUCGGAUAAAACUAAAAUCGAUUAUGCUGUUUAUUUUGAAUUAGAUUCGAUUUUUGUUUGUGAUCGUCAAUAUGAACAUCAUGCUUUUCUGACAUCACCUGCUAAUGAACGACUUGACCGUUGUGUGUUUUAUAUGGACGAAAUUCAUACGAGGGGAACUGACUUUAAAUUUCCAAAUAAUUUUAGAGCUGCUGUUACCUUAGGAAAUGGUCUCAGCAAGGAUCGCUUAGUCCAAGCAUGUAUGAGAAUGCGAAAAUUAGGCAAACAUCAUUGGUUAAGUUUCUGGAGUUCACAUGAAGUUCAUCAACAAAUUCAAACAAUAAAGAAAAAUGCAUUUCUAUUAAAUGAAAAAGAAAAUGUCGAUAAUCGAAUUUCUCUAAAUGAUAUUCUUCGUUGGGUAUAUGAAAAUACUCAACAGACGACGUGGGAUGGAUUACACCACUGGGCAACGCAAAGUUUAAGUUUUCAACGGAAAGUUACUGCUUUUCGAACAAUUCACUGGACUAAUCAUCGAGAAUCGUUUACAAGUACCAUGAUGGAAAACUUAGCCGAAGAAUGUUUGGAAGCUGAAAUAACCGAAUUAAAAGCAAUGUAUGGCGGAUCUAAAACAUUCCAGACAAUAUUGGAGAUUUAUUUGGCUCGUUAUAAACAUUCUAGUAUUUGUUCAUCGGCUGAAAUUCAUGAAGCUGUUUCUAAACGAUUAUGCGAUUAUGGUGGUUCGAAGAAGCUUCUGGCACAAUUAUUAGACGAAGAGCAACAACGAGAACUAGAAAAAGAACAAGAAAUGGAAGAAGAACGACAACAGAAACGGCCAACAUCUGUUGUUCCAAGUGAACCCAUAUUGCAUGAUGAAAUCAGAAGCUUAUGUGAUGUGCAAGAUCCUAUACUGAAUUUGUCACAACUAAGUUCAGUAUUUUGCCCCAUCGCCAAUGCUUUUCUUGGCGCUACAUUCUAUAACGAAUCUCAACCAGGUUGUUGGCAAAAAAAUCUUUGGGUUACUGAUGAAUUUAAACGUGUGAUUCAAACACGAGGAGAAUCAUUAGAUUCUUUCCUACGUCCUGCACGAUGGGUUGUGAUCUAUCGUAAUCAACAUGCCAUAUUUGUUAGUGCCUAUGAGGCUGAUUGGUUGAUGGGUCGAUUACAUGCGCUUUAUCAUCAGAAGCAAUCUAAUAAACCAUGGAUCACUACCUUACGCUUACUACUACCAAGGACGAAACGCGAUCAAUCGAUUCUAGUUAACACAGCAGCUUUAACAAUCCCUCCAUCAAUCAUGUCCAAGAACGAUACUGCUCUUUUUACCAUUCCGGUUGAAUGGUUGGUAGAAUUAUAUAUUUUUAAUGGCACUCUCUACUUUGAAACUGUAGAUGAACAAACAGCGUAUUGUCAAUGUCUGGGUGUGUGUCCAAAACCUCGAACGACGAUCGAAAAAGAUGCUUUCGAGAAAGAUUACAUUGCUAUUGAUGGAUUUGUAAAAAAUUUAGAAUAUCGUGGCCAAUUACAACUCGAUCGAUGUCGUUUUAAUUCCAACCCUUUGACAUUCAUUAGAAAAUUAGUUGAAAAUCGAAAUCAUGUACAAGCACCGCUGAAAUCACAUGUCGGCAGUAUUAUUUUGAACGCUUGCAAGCUCCCAUUAUGA